AUGGCAGACCUAACAAUUGAACACACCGAACAUAUCUUACAACGAGAUAUUAUCAUGCCAACCACUCUCAAAAAGUUUCGCAGGGAGAUCCUGAAGUCUUUAUGUCAAAAGUUCCAACUAUCUGUCCCCUCCACUGCCAAAAGAAACCACGUGGAGCCUACCAAAACCGACUACGAGAAUGCUCUGAUAAAUUUUGUGUUGGGUACGCAUGAAGAUAGUCAAGCCGAUAUUGAGAUGGGUAUUGAGACGGUGGCGGUCGAUAUGCGGAGCUUGCCUUUAGAACCUCUCCUGGUGGACAAAGACGAAGCUGCACGAAGCAUUCCUGAAGUUCCCCAUCACAUACUCCGCGUUUUGGAUCCACGGAAGCUACGGCCGUUUCUCGAGUACAAGGUGAACAUGCUCGAAGCUGACGACAUUGACUUGCUCUUCAAACAUGGCUACCUAUGUUUCAACCAGAAAAGCAUCACUGACGGGUUUUUCCUUGGGUUCCAACCGUACCCUAACGGCACGCCCUGGAGACAACAUUGA
Laccaria bicolor S238N-H82 is the source of this 528-nucleotide messenger RNA. RefSeq lists its product as uncharacterized. The transcript has 4 exons. Bases 1 to 528 code for a protein of 175 amino acids. Lineage: Eukaryota; Fungi; Basidiomycota; Agaricomycetes; Agaricales; Hydnangiaceae. The record is from RefSeq and is a predicted model, not a curated record.